UAAAUCCUCACGAAGUUCACCACAAUAAUGCUCAACCAUGCGACGCGUUGUAGUAACAGGCCUCGGAGCCAUAACACCAUUGGGCGUAGGGAUCCGACCGACAUGGAGUCGCCUUCUUGCAGGAAAUAGUGGCAUAGUUUCUCUUCCCUCGAAUUAUUUCGAAGCCUCACAGCGAGAAAGUCUACCAAGCACGGUUGCUGGUUUGGUACCGUGUGGCAACGAAGGGAAAGAUCCAUGGCGACCUUCGGAUUGGUUAGAAAAAGGAGAGGACUCACGAAUGGCCAAGUUCUCACAGUAUGCGAUUGCAGCUACAGAAAUGGCACUUCAAGAUGCUGGGUGGAAACCGCAGAAACAGGAGGAUAAAGAAUCUACUGGCGUUUGCCUUGGUAGUGGCAUUGGGGGUUUGGAUGAGCUUUAUACGACAAGCAAGAACUAUUCCACGAUGGUAAUACUUCAUCUAAUUCAUUAAAAAUAUUAAUUGAAAUCUGUUAUAGGGCUACAAAUCAGUGUCUCCCUUCUUCGUACCGAAACUUCUCAUAAACCUAGCAGCGGGUCACAUUUCAAUGAAAUAUGGAUUCGAAGGUCCAAAUCAUGCAGUUACGACCGCUUGCACAACUGGCGCACAUUCAAUUGGUGAUGCAUCUCGGUUUAUUGCUUUUGGCGACGCAGAUGUGAUGAUAGCUGGUGGUUCUGAGUCUUGCAUACAUCCGUUAGCUUUCGCCGGCUUUGCAAAAGCUCGUUCACUCGCUCGCCAAUACAACGAUGAUCCCACAUCAUCCUCUCGCCCUUUCGAUCGAGAUAGGUGUGGUUUUGUUAUUUCAGAAGGAGCUGGGGUCGUUGUUUUGGAGGAGUUAGAACAUGCUAAAGCUCGCGGAGCUGAAAUAUAUGCCGAGGUUCGUGGGUAUGGUUGCAGUGGUGAUGCAUAUCAUAUUACCGCUCCUAAAGAAGAUGGAGCUGGCGCAUUUUUAGCCAUGAAAAGGGCUCUCAAGAAUGCCGGAAUUGCACCACGAGAAGUCGAUUACAUUAAUGCUCAUGCUACAAGUACACCUCUCGGUGAUGCUGCUGAAAAUGCCGCCAUCACCAGGUUGAUGCUUGGAGAGGAAGGGGUUGACACCCCAGGUAAAAUUGCAGUCAGCAGCACCAAGGGUGCUAUUGGACAUCUGCUAGGUGCUGCUGGUGCCGUAGAAGCUAUUUUCUCAAUCUUGGCAUUGAAAGAGGUACGAAAUAAUGUUCAUAUGUAAUCUUCUGUUUACUGAAUUCCUUUUAGAACAUACUUCCACCCACACUAAACCUACACAAUCCAGACGAAAACAUGAAUUGUAACUAUGUCCCUUUGUCGGCACAAAGGAAAGAAGUCAAGGUUUCAUUGUCUAAUAGCUUCGGCUUUGGUGGCACAAAUGCCUCGCUCGCGUUUUCGAAAUACGGUUGAUGUAUGAAAGCGUAGUGUGCUUUAUUUUCGUGCCCGGCCUCAUACUACAUGCCCCGAGUCAUAAACCUUUCUUUGUAUACCCGGCUCAGGGGUCGUUUUCAAUUCCAACAGGUACGAAUUCGGGGUGCCAGCCAAAGCUUUAUAUGGGCCUUCGCCAUAAGGUCGUAAUUAUUCAGGAGCCAAAUCACCUGCACAUUUUAUGCUUCGUCGGAUUUGGUCAACGCAAUAAUACGAGAGGAUAUAAGUACUCAGCACUGCCAACCUCAAAGUUACCAAUAUGGACAGCCUUUCGUUGUUCUGGCAGGUCGACAUGCCUGUCGUGCUUAUAAUGUACUAGGAAGAGUGCUUUGCGGAUCGUUCUGGUGGAGUAUUAAUUUAGGCUCAUGUCAAAAAAUAAGGCCAUCAACCAAAACAAUGUAAGGAGUGCACAAUCUCAAGUCUGGUGCUCGUAAGAUUUUCAGUCUAUAUUAGCAUCGGGUGUGUGUAAGUUUCAUCCUCAGAAGUAGUACCCUCAACUUUCACAGAGCUUUCCUGUCGGGAUGCUUUUUCCUCGAUGAUAACAUUAUAAUGAUUUCCAGAAUUGAUUCACAUACUUCACAGUCUGGCGCUCCAACAUGCCGAGGUAUUGUUAAUCUGGCUUUGGGUAAUUCUUCUUUGGCUUUUAGCUAUAAAAGAGGACCGAUAAGGUUACUUUUUCGUCUCGAUUUUUGCUAUGGCUGGACCUGGACCAUUACCAGCUACUUUCAUUAUCAAGAAUCGACUUUUGAUUACGCCCUCCGUAUUGUAGGAAAAAUCUUGCACAGGUCGUCAAUUUUGAAACAUGGUCGCGGAAACAAUGUUGGUCAGCCAAGAGUUAUUGUCAACAUAUCCCAUGAUCUUUGUUUUGAUUUUUUCAUGCAGUCCAUCCUUGUGUCCAGAGGAGUACGAAUGGUUAUCAAAGUUCAAUAUCCUGCACAAGCCUGUUCUUUCGAGGAAAUGACAGUGUUUUAUCUUUCGUUUCGCACUGGCUAAGAUUAUCCGCCUGUCUCGCUUAAGAUCAUAUAUCACGUGCAGGCGAGGAGUUCAUGGUGAAAGUAAACUUUUCAGCCAAAAAGUCAUUGUAUCACGUCGAUUGGACGUUACAGUUUUUAAACCAAUGUGGGAGCCAUAUGUCAUACCUACUAUUGUUACACAAUUCUGUUAAACCACCCGCAUAAGGAAGUCAUGAAGAAAAUGAGAUUUUUGU
This is a messenger RNA of Sclerotinia trifoliorum, 2654 nucleotides long. The record is from the annotation of a GenBank genome assembly. NCBI's taxonomy places the organism in Eukaryota, Fungi, Ascomycota, Leotiomycetes, Helotiales, Sclerotiniaceae.